Molecule: messenger RNA, 393 nt
Organism: Paramecium octaurelia
Lineage: Eukaryota; Ciliophora; Oligohymenophorea; Peniculida; Parameciidae
Source: the annotation of a GenBank genome assembly
AUGCGAAAUUCUGCUUUGGGACCAAAAUUAAUACUUAGUAGAGCCCAGGUAGAUGACACAGAAGACAUACCUGAGGAACCUGAAGAUUUUGAUGCAAUUAUAGUUUAAAAGAAGAAGAUCAAAUAUAAAGCAACGAGAGAAGAUCGAUUUGAUGCAAAAGGACGCUAAAUUAAAUAAGGAACUGGAUAUGGAAUUCAUUUCGACAAUUUUAUUACAGUUUGUGUUUUUGAUCCAAACGAGGAAGUAGUAUAAAUAAAGGACACGUUAUCCAAUUGCACUAUGGCUAUUGAUCAAUCAAAAAUAAAUCCAAGAUUGGAUAUAAAAUAUAUAGCUGAAAACGUAGGAGAUGAAAUCAUUCUCUUUUCAAUCCUUAAAAAAUAAAAAAACAAAUGA